AUGGAGGUGGAGGAGGAGGGAAGACUCUCUCCACACAAUCGUGGGGAUACGUGUGUUCCCGAGAGCAUCGUUGAUCGCGUAGCGCAAGGGUUACGCGGCGAUCUCGAACAUGAGCGGGACAGGCGUCUCCAACUGGCGGACAAUGUCUUGAAGCAUCGAGAUGAGUAUGCUUUUGCUCAGCUUGAGAAAGAGAGAGCUCUGAUGUCUCUUCGUGACGAGCUAAGGGUAGCUCGUGGGAUUGUUGAUCGGUCUCGGGAUGAGAUAACUGCUACUCAGACCCUUGUCGAUGCCCACCAUCGGGAGCACAAGGCUCUCUGCAAGAUGCUUGAGCGCAAGGGCGUUCUUCAUCGGAAGAAGCAGCGUACUGAUGAUACGGCUUAA
This is a messenger RNA of Peronospora matthiolae, 381 nucleotides long. The record is from the annotation of a GenBank genome assembly. Lineage: Eukaryota; Oomycota; Peronosporomycetes; Peronosporales; Peronosporaceae.